ACACGGCUUGACACAAACAGGCUUUUUGUGUUACUGAGCAGAACACGUGAGUACGAGUACGUUCAUGGUCCAACAGACUCGCUUGAAUUUCUUCCUGCUGGUGAAAUUUGUCGUGAACCAAAGAUCUUAGCAAUAUGAACCAAUUUAAUGAAAAAUCCGAUCAAGACCUAUCGGAUGCCCUGAGGGCCAAAUUGAAGUCCUAUCCAGAUUUCCCGAAGCCUGGUAUCAAUUUCUUAGAUGUAUUCUCGCUCUAUGCCGAUUUGGAAGGCUCUCAGAUUCUCAACGAGGUCUUCAUUCGGAAAGGCCGAUCCGUGAUUGGACAGAUUGAUGUGGUGGUGGGUCUGGAUGCCCGGGGGUUUCUCAUGGGCCCAAUCAUCGCCAGGGAAGCCAAUGUCCCCUUUGUCCCGGUUCGAAAAAGUGGAAAACUCCCGGGACUGACUGUCGGCACAGCCUAUUCUUUAGAGUAUGGAGAAGCCUCGGUGGAGAUACAAAAAGACGCAAUUCCUGAGAAAGCUCGAGUGCUCAUUGUGGAUGAUCUUCUGGCCACGGGUGGCACCCUGAACGCUGCGGCCACGUUGAUCUCCAAACUCGGUUUGGGUAUUACAGUCACGGAGUGCUUUGUCCUCAUGGAAUUAGCCUUCCUGAAGGGCAGAGACAAAAUUACGUCAAAAGUUUCCUGUACGUUGAGUUUUGAUUGAACUUUGUUGAUAAAUUCUCAGGCACAAUUAAGGUCCAGAAACUCUGUCGUAACUGUC
This is a messenger RNA of Tigriopus californicus, 755 nucleotides long. RefSeq names its product adenine phosphoribosyltransferase-like (gene Aprt). The coding region runs from base 135 to 698 and encodes 187 amino acids. NCBI's taxonomy places the organism in Eukaryota, Metazoa, Arthropoda, Copepoda, Harpacticoida, Harpacticidae. The record is from RefSeq and is a predicted model, not a curated record. The transcript has 3 exons. Gene Ontology annotation, cellular component: cytoplasm. Gene Ontology annotation, molecular function: AMP binding; adenine binding; adenine phosphoribosyltransferase activity. Gene Ontology annotation, biological process: AMP salvage; adenine salvage.